Messenger RNA from Poecilia reticulata (guppy), 1105 nucleotides. RefSeq names its product leucine rich repeat containing 69 (gene lrrc69). The record is from RefSeq and is a predicted model, not a curated record. NCBI's taxonomy places the organism in Eukaryota, Metazoa, Chordata, Actinopteri, Cyprinodontiformes, Poeciliidae. Gene Ontology annotation, cellular component: cytoplasm. Gene Ontology annotation, molecular function: protein binding.
CUCAACAGAAGGAGGCCAACUAGAGGUGGGAUCAGGAAAAUGGCCCAUGGUGUAGCUCUUAGAGGAACCGUGAUCAAAGCUUCGUGUGGCAAAGGAUACUUUUUAAAUCUGAAUUCAAACAGGUUGAAGAGUGUUCCUGAGUAUGUUUCCCGAUUCCCAAACCUCUCAGUCCUUCUGUUGUCCCACAACUCCAUCUCUGACCUCCCAACCCAACUCCAGUCUCUACGUCACCUAACAGAGCUGAAUUUGGGAAAUAAUGUCCUGAGGGAGUUUCCUGUAGUCCUCAAACACCUGGAUUCACUGAGAAAACUCGACUUGUACAGAAACAAAAUUGAUGUGGUGUCACCUGAUGCAAUUGGUAACUUAGGAAACCUUGUUGUCCUCAAUCUCGACCACAACAACAUUCAAAGGUUACCACCAGAAAUUGGCAGGCUGAGAAAGCUUCAGCACUUCAGCAUGCUUGACAACAAGCUGGAGGAGCUUCCUGGUGAAGUUGGUUGUCUUAAAGCGCUGUCUGAGCUCAACCUUAACUAUAACAAUCUCUCAAGCCUACCCGAGCAGCUGUACUUUUGCAGAAGCCUCUUAAAGCUGUACGCAGCCAGAAACAGGCUGACCAACCUGCCAGAGGGAAUAACAGCUCUUGUUAAACUCCAAGUUCUGGAUGUGGCUGGGAACAGGCUGUCCAUGUUUCCCAUAGAGUUCCACCUGAUGCACCUGACGGAGCUGUACUGUGACGGGAACUGGCUGAUUAAACAUAAACCGGUGCCAUUACUGCCGAAGCCUCAGAUGCUGUCACUGAAGGAACUGGCCGCCAGGCUUGUUUUGUUAGAAGUCAGAAAGGAGAUCUCUCUGAUCAAACCGAGUCUUCCUCACUACCCAGAGCUGAACGACCUGUUGUCCAGCAGCAAGUGUUGUACGGAGUGCCAUGGGCCCUUCCUCAGUACAUGGGUGGAGUGCGUGCAUUUUGUCUCUCUGAAGAAGGAGAUGAACCUGAGGAGUCGGCUCACUAUUCCAGUCCGGGCUCUCCUGUGUUCAUACAACUGCUUCAGAGCAGAAGGACCCUGCUACUAUGGCGUUGAGAUGAAAUAAAUGCAGGACUACUGAA